UAUUUAACAGUUAAAUACCAGAAAGCAGUGAAAUUCAAAAAUUAAUUAUUUAAAAUAAUUAAAAUCUAAUUGCUGAAUGUGACCAUAUAUUAACUCACAACUUUCCUUAAGCUCAGAAGCGCCAUUAAAGGAGUUGCAAGUGAAGGCGCAGUCAUAAAUAGCCUGAUAAAGCAGUGUUCAAUAGAAUCGCGAUACGACGAAAGCAACAAAUACGUGUAGCUUACUGCAGAAAGCGUGUUUGCGUAGCGAGUACAUUGACACGGCGAUAGAGUCGCACAAUAAUAAUUACGAACAAAUAUAGAAAAAUAAUUAUGAAUAAACGCUUAUUACACAAGCGAUGAAAGAAAGUGCAAAAUAACACAGGACAAUAAUUUACACAAGAAUAUGAAAAUAAAUAAAAUAAAAAUUGUAAUUUUUAGUAAGCAAAGAAAAGUAGAAAUUCCUUUUCGUGCGUAGGACCUCCUUGUCGGGAUACACACAGCGGGUAGUAACACGCCCGAAAAUUUGAAAGCGAAAAAAUAGCUGCCAGCAAGCAAAUAUCUACAAAACGCGAGUUCAAUCAGACAUUCAGCAAACAAAAUAUUUAUAUUUUUUCGCUUUUUGUGUAAACAUAAAAACCCAAAAGAAGUGCACAUAUUCUAAGCUAAGCAAUGUCUAAAACGCCCUCGUUCGAUAAAGAUCGCGACUACAUCGGCUUUGCCACAUUACCCGAGCAAGUGCAUCGGAAAUCAGUAAAACGUGGCUUCGAAUUCACGCUCAUGGUUGUAGGUGAGUCGGGACUUGGCAAGUCAACACUCAUAAAUAGUCUCUUUUUGGGUGAUCUAUACAAGAAUCGUGUAAUACCAAAUGUUGAAGAGCGAAUUGAGAAAACGACGCGUGUGGAAAAGAAAACAAUGGAUAUAGAAGAGCGAGGUGUACGUUUGCGCCUGACGGUGGUAGAUACGCCGGGUUUCGGCGAUGGCAUUAAUUGUGAGGAUAGUUGGCGCGUGUGUACAGCUUACAUCGACGAACAGUUUCGUCAAUAUUUCACAGACGAGAGCGGUCUAAAUCGACGCAACAUACAGGAUAAUCGUGUACAUUGUUGUUUGUACUUUGUGCCGCCAUGGGGUCAUAGUCUACGUCAAAUGGAUCUCGAUUUAAUCCGACGUCUACAUCGCAAAGUCAACAUUGUGCUCGUUAUCGCCAAGGCUGAUUGUCUGACUAAAAACGAGGUGCGCAAACUUAAAGAACGCAUUCUCCAGGAUUUGGAAGAUAACAAAAUACAAUUAUACCAAUUUCCGGAAUGCGAUUCGGAUGAAGAUGAUGACUUCAAACAGCAGGAUCGCGAUCUGAAAGCUUCAAUACCAUUUGCUGUAGUCGGUAGUAAUACAAUAUUAGAGGUGGCGGGUAAAAAAGUGCGCGGUCGCCAAUACCCGUGGGGUGUGGUAGACGUUGAAGAUCCCGACCAUAGUGAUUUCAACAAGCUACGCACAUUUCUCAUCUCCACACAUAUGCAAGAUCUAAAGGACACCACACAGGAUGUGCAUUAUGAGAAUUUCCGUGCACAGUGUAUUUCACAAAUAUCACAACAUGCGCUCCGUGAGCGUGGCAAAUUGAAGCGUGAUUCGAUUAGUUCGACGAAUGGUUUUGAUGCGGCCAUUUCGGAGACAGAUCGACUGCUGCUGCAGAAAGACGAAGAGAUACGACGCAUGCAAGAUAUGCUUACGCAAAUGCAAGAAAAACUCAAACAGACACAUUUAAUGGAGAUGAAGAAGAACGAUAGUGUUAUUGAUGUUUAAAUGGGAGAAAAUGUUGUUUAUUUUUCGCCAACAAAAACAGGUGUGAAAGUGCAAGAAUAGAAGAGAAAAGCUGGAAGGAAGCUUUUUGAAACAAUUUAUAUCUGGAAUUAUUUUAGAAAUGGCACAAAGUACCCAAGUAAAUUUCGUAGAACCCGCACAACAUAUAACUACAACAUUUAUUUGGAGAACAGACCUCAUGGUUCAAAUCUUAAACACUCAAUCACUAAAUGAUAGACACAAAUGUGUAGCUCUACCGCAGACGAAUUUAAUUAGUUUCGAGCUGUUCACUCUGAAUUAGAAAAACUAGUAUUAACAUCCACGGUGCAAACAGUAGAAGCACGAAAAAAAAAAUUAUCGCAAAUUUCGGACAAAUUUUUUCAACAAAAAACGCAUCACACAAAUACGAGUACAUAUAACAAAUAUUUAAAAUAUAUAUAUCUAUAUAUAUAUGUAUAUAGACCAACAGUGAGCAACAACGAUUAACUUAAAGAAGUUUUCAAAAAAUACUUGGGUAUAAGAGAAUUCAUAUAAAUGCAUACAUAAAAUGACAUACCAUAAUAUAAUAACAUUUAUAUGUAGUUUGCAAAACUUAUAACGGUUUUCUGUGAAUUCACACGAUAGCGGUAUUCACAAGCGUUAAAUAGCUACUUACUAAAUUAUUGAAAAUUAAAAGCGAUCAUAUUUACGAAAAAAAA
Molecule: messenger RNA, 2473 nt
Organism: Ceratitis capitata (Mediterranean fruit fly)
Lineage: Eukaryota; Metazoa; Arthropoda; Insecta; Diptera; Tephritidae
Gene: Septin4
Product: septin-2
Exons: 4
Coding region: 651-1778 (375 amino acids)
Biological process (GO): cytoskeleton-dependent cytokinesis; regulation of exocytosis
Cellular component (GO): septin complex; microtubule cytoskeleton; cell division site
Molecular function (GO): GTPase activity; GTP binding; molecular adaptor activity
Source: RefSeq, a predicted model, not a curated record